AACAGUAAUGUUCGCGCCAUGAGAACAUACAGAUAGUUUUAUUCUUUUUAAUCUUUAUUUUAUGGCCUCCUUAUUUUCUCAUUCUCUUGUUACAGACCUCAACAAUGCUAGAAGGAACAAAGAUCAAUUCACCAUCACAAAUGGCGAGCGUCUUCGACAUUGCUAAGGACACCGUCCUAUUCCUCGUAUUAUCCUGCUAUUACAUCCUUGAAUCCCUAUUCUGGACCUUAGUACCUAAUGCUAUACGACCUAUGAAGAGUUUGAAGGGAGAUGUGGUGUUGGUGACGGGAGGAGCCGGGGGUGUCGGCCGCCUCCUUGCUGUCAAACUUGCAAGACUUGGCGCCAAGGUCGUCAUAUGGGAUAUUAGUGUCGAAGGUUUGAAGAAGACGUGCGCAGCCGUAACUGAUGAGGGCUACGAAAUUGCAAGCUACGUCGUAGACCUAUCAGAUCGCACUGCAGUCUACGCAGCUGCUGAAAAAGUGAAAAGAGAGGUCGGUAAGGUAGAUAUGCUGAUUAACAAUGCAGGAACAGUUUUCGGCGAAACUCUUUUGGAUCUUUCUGAUUACGCGAUAGAAACCACCUACAAAGUUAACAUACUCUCACACUAUUGGACGGUAAAAGCCUUCUUACCCGACAUGAUCGCCACUGGCAAGGGACACAUCGUGACCGUGGGCUCAGUGGCCGGCAUGCUCGGGACUUACCGCUGCACAGACUACAGCGGCACUAAGUUCGCUACCAUUGGCUUUCAUGAGAGCCUGUUCACCGAGUUGAAGGCUCAUGGCCACAACACAAUCCACGCAACUCUAGUCUGCCCGUACUACAUAAACACGGGUAUGUUUGACGGAGUCUCCCCGCGUCUGAUGCCGAUGUUGGAGCCCGACUACGUAGCUGAGACCAUGAUAGAUUCUAUAAGGAAGAACGAAGUCAAUUGCGUCAUGCCUGGAUCAGUUAGAUACCUUCUACCUUUGAAGUGCCUGCUCCCCGCUAAAAUGUGCUGGGACCUGAUGCACCGAGUUAUGAAGGGGCCACAAGCUAUGAUGGAGUUCAAAGGAAAGCCCAAAGCUGUCGCUACAUAGUAAUUAGAACACUAGACUUACUCAAUUUACCUUGUAAAUAAUGUAACGUGUACUUAAAUAAGAUAAAUAAGACUUAAAAUAUUAUCAGAAGCAUUUUAUGUUACGGUAAUGUAAUUAUAAACGAUAAAAAAUA
This is a messenger RNA of Trichoplusia ni (cabbage looper), 1209 nucleotides long. Its product is annotated as short-chain dehydrogenase/reductase family 16C member 6-like. The record is from RefSeq and is a predicted model, not a curated record. Gene Ontology annotation, molecular function: oxidoreductase activity, acting on the CH-OH group of donors, NAD or NADP as acceptor. Gene Ontology annotation, cellular component: lipid droplet. Lineage: Eukaryota; Metazoa; Arthropoda; Insecta; Lepidoptera; Noctuidae. The transcript is spliced from 6 exons. The coding region runs from base 105 to 1076 and encodes 323 amino acids.